AUGGAAAAAGCAGUAGAACUACAUUGGCCAGUACGUUCAUCCAUGGUCAAGUUGAUUGGCUUCUUUCCUUCACAAGCUGAUAAACACUCAAAAACUAACAUGUGGAGCAUUCAUUGUCGUUCUAUGUUUAAAUCAGCUGUUAUAUUGUCUCAACAAUACAAUAUAACGUUUCAAGGACAAUAUCUUGAUUAUGAAGAAAUCAUAACAGAAGAUGAUGCUUUGAUUACACUCGAUCAUGCGUGUCAAAAAGUAUCAACGUCAAACAUUGUUGGAUUUGUUGGUCCAGCAUAUUCAAAUGAAGUGCGAAUUCUAACAUUAUUUGCAUUUCGAUUAGGAAUAUUAAGUAUCUCGUAUUCAGCUACAAGUCCUGGUUUAUCAACUAUUGACAAUGGAGCAUUCUAUCAUAUAAUUCCAUCAGAUGAAAAUAUUGUAAUAGGUAUAGCAGUAUUAUUUCAACAAUACACAUGGAAAUCGUGUAUAAUUAUAUAUCAAAAUGAUGAUUAUGGUUAUAGUGGUAUGAAAUUAUUGAGUCAAAAGUUUAGUGAAUUGAAUAUUAAAAUUUCAGAGAAAAUUAAAUUUGAUAUUCAUCAACAAAAUUUUGAAAUUGAUUUUAAAAAGACAUUACUUGAUAACUUCUCACGUAUUGUUAUUGUAUGGGCCACUGCAACAUCAACAAAAACAAUAUUGAAUAUGUCAAUCCAAGAAAAAUUAAUUGGUCCAUCUUUUGUUUGGCUACUAAGUACAACAGUAGCAUUGGAUGAUUUCGAUCUAAGACAAAAGCAAGAACUUAUUGGAAUACUUACUGUUGAAUCUGUAGAAGCAGAUUCUGUUGAUGUACCAAGAAAUAUAACUCUGUUAAAGAAAGCAUAUGAAAUAUGGAAAUAUUAUGAAUCGGAAACCUUUCCUGGUGAGACAAAUGUGAAUAGUAAUGCAAUGUUUGCAUUUGAUGCAACAUGGUCCUUAAUAUUGGCAUUGCAGCAGUUAUGUUCAAUGCCUUUAUCAUGUUUAGAAUUUAAGAAUGUUUCAAAUUAUUAUAAUCGUCAAUUUUUGAAUUCGAAACAGUAUUAUAAUAUUAUGAGAGCAAUGACAUUUUUAGGUGUGUCUGGUGAGGUGAAAUUUUCUAACAGAACAACAGAUCGUGUUGACAACACAUACUAUAUGAUUAACAAUUUACAACCGUUAAGUGAAGAACUAAAUGAUAUUGGUUAUUUACCUGUAUUAACAUGGCAUGUUGGUGCAAAUGAAUGGACAUAUAAUAAUAAUAAAUCUGAUAGUAUUUUAUGGCCAAGUCGAUUAAGAAAUAGACCAUCAGGUUACAAAUUAAUUCAAGGUCAAGAAUUACGAAUGGCUAUUAUUGAAUCACCACCAUUUAUAAUAUUGAAAAAUGCAACUGCUACGUACUAUAACAUGACACACAAUUAUAAAAACAUAAAUAUAACAGAAUUUGAUGGCUUUUAUAAAGAUAUACUCUUAUAUUUACAAGAUAAAAUGGGUUUUUCUCCUAUUAUCAUGUUAGCUAAACCAAGUACACAAUACAAUGAAUUAGUUGAGGGUGUAUCAAAAAAUUUAUUUGAUACAGUUAUGAUUACUAUAGUUAUAAAUGCCAAACGAAAAACCAUGGUUGAUUUUGGUACACCUAUUAUUCCUCAUUCUAUUAGAAUUAUUAUACGAAAACCAAGAUCUGUUCAAUUAGAUCCUCUCUUUUUUUUAAAGCCAUUUUCUUUGGACGUCUGGUUAUUUAUACUUGCUACAAUACCUUGUACUGGUGCAUUAAUAUGGUACUUUGAGCCAAAGGAAAAAAGAAAAUCUGUAACAAUAAUACACACUAUUAAUUUUAUAAUUCAUACUGUACUCGAUAAAGAUCAUUCUUUUACUGCAUCAACGGCUUCUGGAAAAUUUCUGACACUUGGUUUACAUAUUUUACAAACAAUAUUAUUCGCAGUAUAUACAGCUAGUUUAUUGAAUUAUUUGAUGAUACAUAGCUUUAAACCAAUUAUAUCAGGAAUAGAUGAUAUAAAAAAUAGUAAAAUACCACCAAAUCGAAUAGGAAUCAUAGAAGGUUCGCAUGUAGAACAGCAGUAUUUAAAUACUCUAUCACAAGGUAGAAAAGACUAUUAUCCAUUAAAGACAGUAAAUGAAGUUUACUCACGCUUAAUAGAUGGCAAGAUAGAUGGUGAUAUUGAUGCUGCUCUAUGGCUUAAUGGAUCGAUUGCCUAUCAUAUAAAUAAUAUAUAUUGUGAUCUUAUGACGAUCGGUGAUGACUUUGGUCAAAAUUAUUAUGCCUUGCCAGUACGACAAGAUUGGUUGUAUAAAGCAGCUUUAGAUUCCAAUAUAGUAUCAAUAAUUGAGUCAGGGGAACUUGAUCGUAUAUCAGCAAAAUGGUUUGCAUCACAUAACUGUAAAAAUGUAACUGUUGACCAGCGGCUUCGAUUGGUAGCCCGAAAAUAUGAAAUAUUAGACGCAGAUAUUGAUAAACUUCACAAACUAAAAGAUUUCGAUAUUGCUAUCAUUUGUGAUGAUUCUGGUUCAAUGCAAACUCCUAUUAUAGGUACUCAACGUACUCGUUGGGAUGAACUUCGUGAAUUCGUACGUCUUAUUGUCGAAUUUGGUGUUGUAUUCGAUUCGAAUGGUAUUGAUAUUCACUUCCUUAAUAGACCGGAUGUUCACAGAAUCACCGAGCUGGCAGAGUUAGAACAACUAUUCAAAGAUCCUCCGUAUGGUUAUACUCCCCUGACACGCGCACUACGAAAAAUUCUGAAAAUGCGAGAGACCUACCGAAGCCAUGAUAAGAAGUUAUUGGUAUUCAUCGCAACAGACGGUGAACCGAGCGAUGAUUAUGGUGAAUCGAAUUUGACAGAAUUCGAACAUGUUCUGCGUCUAGAGCGCCCAUGGAAUACUACUCAUGUGAUGUUUCUUAUUUGUACCGAUGAAUCUACUUCCGUCAGUUAUUUGAAGGAAUGGGAUAGGAUAAUGAGAAACGUUGGGGUUAUUGAUACAUUUGAAAAUGAGGGUGUGGGUGUGGGUGUGGGUGUGGGUGUGGGUGUGGGUGUGGGUGUGGGUGU
Rotaria sp. Silwood1 is the source of this 3062-nucleotide messenger RNA. The record is from the annotation of a GenBank genome assembly. NCBI's taxonomy places the organism in Eukaryota, Metazoa, Rotifera, Eurotatoria, Philodinida, Philodinidae.